UUACCGUUGAAACUGUUAAGCUAAUUGUUGCCUGGGCAGAAACUCCUUACUGUCUGUUUUUGAACUCAGUAGGACACAUGAGAAUAAUUUAUACAGACUACGUCGCGGUUAAAAAUGCGGUCGACCUGUAAAGGUGUAUCAUUCGCUGGUUCUGGGCGACGAGGUGAGGUGCCGAGGUCAGCGAGAAAAAGAAACGGUCACAAAGAGGCAGAAUACGAGGAGGGAGAACGAGAAGGGCCCGGGGUUCAGGAGUGGCACGACGGAUCCAGAUAUGAGGGAGAGUUUGUGAACGGACUGAAACACGGCAAAGGAAGGUACACCUGUGGAAAUGGAGAGUACUAUGAAGGACUUUUCUACAAAGACUUCAGGCAUGGUGAUGCUGUGUACUGCUGGCCCUCUGGCCACAAGUUCAUCGGCAAGUUUUACCUCAACAGAAGAGAGGGAUUCGGAAAGCAAUUGUUUCCUGAUGGAUCUACUUUUCAGGGUUUGUAUCAUGCAGACCAGAGGUUUGGUCCAGGUGUGCUCAGUGAUCCAGAUGGUACUGAGGAUGUGGGUCUGUGGCUUGGAAACCAACUGCUUAAGAUAUGUUCUUCAGUAAAACAGGGUUUCAGCCUGAAGUGCUUUCCUGAAUAUGCUACCUACAUGGACCAGGCUAACAGCCUAAAUUCCCUCAUUCAGGCACCUUUUGGUUAUCCUCAGACAGAACCAAUGGCAAACUGUGAGGUGGAUAGCGACACAGAUCUGCAGCUAGAUGAUGAUUUUAUCCUCCCCCCAGGAAUUGAGCAUUACUCCACAGAUGCAGACCACUUGCCGUUGCCCCCUGGAAGAAGAAGAGAGUUGGAUAAACUCUUUUAUGGUGAUAUGUGGGAACCAGAUCCUUACAAAGGCUAUAAGCGAUUCCCACUCUCCGAUGUACCCUUACAACCCCGCAUGCAGGCCAUCAUACACAAACACUGGAAACUGGCCAAAAAUGUGGACUGGGAUGUAGCAGCUGUUCUUUCUUUGAACAGAGAAGGUUUUGGUCCAAAAGGGCAUUUGGAAGUGAGCUCAGAGAAGUGGAUCCAGCAUGCUUCCAAAGGGAAUCGGGAAGCUAUGGUGCAGAUGCUGUUGACCAGAUUGAUCCACCCUGAUGUUUCAGAUUCACAAGGACACACUGCACUGAUCGCUGCAACGAUAAACUGCCAAAAUAAAGUGAUCCCCCUGUUGCUGGAUCUGGGUGUUGAUAUUGACAAGUUGAACCAUGAGGGCAUGUCUGCACUGGCUGUUUGCCAUGUGCUCUACUAUUCCCAGUCUCUGUGCACCACUUCUACCAAACUGACUACAAAAACACAAACUUGUGAGAGUAGCCCUCAGAUCAGCCAAGUGGACUUCACUGCAAAUUUGCUCAAGUUUAGCAGCAGACCUCAGAUCCCUGGCACAACCCUGAACGAGAUCAACCAGAGUCCCCUCCCUGAACAUGAUGACAAAGAGGUCAUACCUGAGCAGAAUAAACCUGCAACCCUUGCAGACACUGAACACCUGCAAAAUAAACAGACAUGUGAAAAAGAAGAGGAGGAAGAAGGGGGAAGAGAGUGUAAGAAAACAAUUGGAGGAGGUGUUAGAGAUGCAGAAGGACAGAAUGAGAAGGAUAAUGAGAGGGAGAGCAAAUGGGAGGAAAGAGAAAAGGAGACUGGAUGUGACCAAACAGAGGCAAAUGAAAGCAAGGUUGGAGAGAGGGAAGUAGAAUUUGAGGAGAAAAAUACGGAUGACAGCAAUUCUGAGCUUGUUGAGAGGAAAGAACCAGAUGAUCUUCAGGAAAAUUUGGAAAGGAGAGGAGAAAUUAUUCAUGAAGAGAGUGGAUCAGAGAGAAGUGAGAGUGUUCAAAGCAACAAACAGAAGCAAUGUGAAGUUGAGACUGAAGAGGGAGUUCAGCACAACAAAAAUGAACUGAUCCAUACACCAACCACUGAUGACACCUGCUCUGUAAGCAGGUACAACAUCCAUGUUAGGGAGGAUGUGAUACAGCACUCAACAGGGAUACUGAAUCCUCCACAGUGCUAUGAGACAGAGAGUACUAUACAGGAAAUGUCUGGAAUGAAAAUGAGGAACAAUCAUUUGACCACCCUAAAGCUGUUAUUGGAUAGAGGAGCUGAUCCCAAUGCAAGCAGGGUUCCAAUGCCUGUCCUCUUUUUAGCCAUCAUGGCGGAGGAUACUGAAGCCGUCAGGAGACUGCUGCUGUGUGGAGCUCGCACUGAUGUUCCCCUACCAGAUGAGAAUAAAGGCCUGUAUCCCCUGCAUGUUGCUGCUGCGCUAACAGGCCCGGUUGGUCCUGAAAUCACAGAGUUGCUGCUCCAUGCUGUUGCUGACCCAGAUGCACAAGCAUGCGACCAAGAUGAGAUCUAUGAACCAGAUAAAGCUGAUAACCCACUGAGCACUAAUGAGAACCAUGUCAAAGCUGGAGGUCGGACAGCGCUGCACAUGGCCUGCCAAAAGGAAGGUGACUACAUGAAUGCCAGUAAAGUUGUAGCCCUCCUGCUUGCCCAUGGUGCCAGAACAGAUCUCAUCUGGAGUGGGCACUCACCUCUCUCCCUUGCUAUAGCAUCAGGGAAUGACCUGGCAGUGGAGGAGCUUCUGAAAGGAGGAGCUGACCCAAAUCUCCCCCUUGGCCGUAAGGUUGGCAGCGCCCUCUGUGCCCUCGCCAAUUUCAGCUACCACCUAAGAGGCAACAGAGACAAACUGUUGGGCAUGUUGGUCAAGGCUGGCGUGGACAUCUUGAUGCCAGUUAAGGUGGGUGAAGUUGUGGGAUAUGCGGUGGACUAUGCACAUCACUCCUUCAACCAGGACUUGCGUAUUGCCCGCACUCCCUUUCAUGUUCUGAGCAUACAAGAGAGGGAAACAUUGAAAGCACGCCGCUUGCUGCUGAGCAUGAUGGGAGAUCUGAUGAGACAGACUGCUUGCCAAAAGAAAUCGGAACAAGCACAGCUCAAGUUGAACAGAGCAAGAGUUGUUUCCUCAAAGGAGCCCCCUCCAAGCAGUGAAGGUCCAGAGUUUAAGUUCUGCUAUCAAUGUGGCCGCUCUGUGUUUGUGAAGCUGACUGCCUGCAGCCGCUGCCACAAGGUCCUCUAUUGCUCCAGAAACUGCAAACUAGAAGCGUGGGAUGAACGACACAAACAGGAGUGUACCCGAGUCUCAGCCUCUGCUGAUGCCACUCAGAAGAUCGUUGUGUUUAAAUCCCAAGGAGGCCCCAGGCCCCUGACUGCCACACUGAAACUCAAAACAGUCCCCAAACCCUUGAUGAUGGAGUUGAAAUCCCAGAGACUCUCUAAGCCUUUGAGCAAGGCAGCAGUCCAUGACACCCUGAAGGAAAACUACAGCUUCAACUGACCCACACUAAUAUUUUGCACUUUAUAAAACAACUGAACCACAACUUUGUCAAAUUCUGCAAUAGACUUUUACAUUAUGGCUUUAUUCCCUUUUAUUGA
Molecule: messenger RNA, 3461 nt
Organism: Cheilinus undulatus (humphead wrasse)
Lineage: Eukaryota; Metazoa; Chordata; Actinopteri; Labriformes; Labridae
Gene: ankmy1
Product: ankyrin repeat and MYND domain containing 1
Exons: 19
Coding region: 115-3363 (1082 amino acids)
Molecular function (GO): protein binding
Source: RefSeq, a predicted model, not a curated record